AUGAUUAAAAGAGAUUAUUUGUCAUUUCAUUAAGUGUUUGAAUAAAGAGUAUAGUUUAAAAGUCAUCAAAGAAGAAUUGCUUAAGUAAGAGGUUCAAGCUAUAAUGACUCAGAUUAUUCAAAGUUAAUUGAUUAGAUAACAGGAUUUUAACAACGGAUGAGAUAAAGAAAUCAUUAAAUUUAAGAAUAACAAAGAUAAGCAAAAAAUGACUUAAUGUCAUAAAGGAUAAGAUCUAUUCAGAAAACUGAACCAAAAUUACAAUUAAAUGACCUAAAAAUAUUUAGUUCUAGGAAGUAGUUUUAGAUGCAAUUCGAUCGGGAAGUAUCAAAAUAAAAUAGUCGAUUAAGAGAGCGAAUAAAGUCAAUGUAUGUAAUUAGGAAGUAUAUAAAGUGAGUCCCAAAUAAAUAGAAAAUCUUUGAAUUAAGAUUUUGAGAAACAUUAAAUUACUUUAGAGAGAAUGUAGAAGUUUAAAAGGAAAAAUAAUAGAUGUGUGUUAAAGUCGUUAGAGAGAAUAGAAAAUUGUGAAUCAUAAUAGCAAAAUAAACAUCUUAAAUGCUAUACUCAAACAAUAAAAACUGAGCCUGAUCAAGAACCUAGUGCUUGGAGAUCCAACACUAAUAAAGUACUGAGUUUUAUAAACCUAAUUGAUUGA
Molecule: messenger RNA, 652 nt
Organism: Paramecium pentaurelia
Lineage: Eukaryota; Ciliophora; Oligohymenophorea; Peniculida; Parameciidae
Source: the annotation of a GenBank genome assembly